AUGCGCAGAACCCCGCAACAGGCCGGCGAUGACCUGAUCUCGUUUUUUGAGACCAUGGUGUUACCCCUGCGAAAAAAACUUCUGAAUAAGGACAUACCAGAAAUAGAGUUCCUGGACGAUCAGGUGACUAUCGCCAUCCCCACCAAUCACCGACCAGAGGAACUGCAGGAGUUGCUCGAGAGCCUGUUACGGCAAGACUACCUAGGCUUCAG
Messenger RNA from Sphaeroforma arctica JP610, 212 nucleotides. RefSeq lists its product as hypothetical. The transcript has a single exon. The annotation marks the transcript as partial. Lineage: Eukaryota; Ichthyosporea; Ichthyophonida. The record is from RefSeq and is a predicted model, not a curated record.